Fulvia fulva is the source of this 1863-nucleotide messenger RNA. Its product is annotated as Protoporphyrinogen oxidase. Gene Ontology annotation, biological process: heme biosynthetic process. The record is from RefSeq and is a predicted model, not a curated record. Lineage: Eukaryota; Fungi; Ascomycota; Dothideomycetes; Mycosphaerellales; Mycosphaerellaceae. The transcript has 2 exons. Gene Ontology annotation, cellular component: mitochondrial inner membrane. Bases 1 to 1863 code for a protein of 620 amino acids. Gene Ontology annotation, molecular function: protoporphyrinogen oxidase activity, oxygen as acceptor.
AUGCUUCGUCGUCCUGCGCUCCGGGUAGCAUCUUCUGCGUCGCGAGCUGCCUGCCUCCCCAGCGUUGUCGCGCAUCCUGCCGCGCUUACAGACCCAUCUCGCGCAUGCAGCUGCCACUACAGCACAGACUCGGCUCCCGUCUCGCACGAUGUAGGUGUGCUGGGUGGCGGUAUUACAGGCCUGGCCAGCGCCUACUACCUCACACGUGAGCUGCCGAACGCAAAGGUCACGCUCUACGAAUCGAAGGAGAACAUCGGAGGCUGGCUACAAUCGCACCGAGUGCCCGUAAAGGAUGGAACGGUCUUGUUUGAGGCCGGACCUCGCACACUGCGCCCGCAAUCGAAUGGAGUGCUCACGGCGAGCUUGAUGCAAGACCUCGACCUGACAAUGGAUGCGAUCUUCACUCAACGCACCUCACCUGCCGCUCGCAAUCGGUUCCUCUAUUACCCCGAUCACCUGGUUCGCAUGCCACACCCUUCUCAUGGCUUGGCCGACAACAUAUGGAGCUUGAUCACCGAGCCGGUGUUCAAGACCGCGCUAUGGGCCGGGUUGCAGGAAUUCUGGAAGAAUCCACGGGAUCCAAGUCUGCAAGAUGAGAGCAUCGGUAGCUUCUUCUCGAGGCGCUUGAGCAAGCCCAUGGUCGAUCGCAUACUCAGUGGUGUCAUUCACGGCGUGUAUGCUGGAGACGUGUACCAACUGUCAAUCAAGAGCUUGUUCCCACGAUUAUGGAGAGAUGAGCAGGAACAUGGUAGCGUCGUCCACGGCAUGCUACAGGGUAGGGCAGAUGGUGUGAAGAUGACGAAGCGCGAAGCCGACUUCAUGCAAGAGAUGAAGCAGUAUCAGUGGGACCCUCUUCUCAAGGCGACGUUGCGGGAAAAUUCAGUCUUCACUUUCAAGGAUGGGCUGAAGAUGCUCACAGACAGGCUGUACGCGAAGCUGUUCGAGACUGGCAGGGUAGAGUUCAAGACGAGCUCAGCCGUAGAGUCAGUCGAUCAAGCUGAGGGCAAUACCGGCAUACAAGUGAAGAUUGCGGGCAAGGCAGAUUCGCACAAGCAUUCGCAUAUCAUCUCCGCGCUGUCGCCAUGGCAUCUAAACGCUGUCACGCGAGGACCGAGCAACAAGCAGUUGAUACCCACCAUCCCGACGGUUACUGUCAUGACUGUCAACUUAUAUUUCCGCACGCCGAACAUGCACGAGCCAGGCUUCGGCUACCUGAUUCCUCGAGCAACCCCUUUCGAACAGAAUCCAGAGCGGGCGCUCGGUGUCGUUUUUGAUACUGCCUACUCACCAGGAACAGACGACUUGAACCCUGCAAAUUGGCACGAUCUUGACGUCGACCAGCUCAAGCAGGCACGAGAGCAAGGGAGAAUGAUCAACGUCAACGACUUUGCUUGGUACAAUAUGCCCGACAAGCCCAACCACCAGGACCAUGUGACAGCCAGAGGCACGAAAGUGACCGUUAUGCUGGGUGGUCAUUGGUGGAAUGGCUGGCCUUCGUACCCAGACGAGAAAGAGGGCGUUGCGCUCGCACGAUCUGUCCUCGAGCGCCAGAUGGGCAUCAAGGAGGAGCCUGAAGCAUGGAUGGUCAAUGUGCAGCAAGACUGCAUCCCUCAAUACACUGUCGGACAUGAGCAACGCUUGCAGCAAGCUCACAACAACAUUUGGCGCGAAUACAAGGGCAGAUUACGUGUCGCUGGCAACUGGAUGUCAGGUGUCGGUGUCAACGACUGUAUCCGAAGUGCUUUUGACAUUGCAAAGAAUAUCAGAAAGGAUGGCACUGGCUUGGAGCACAUAGGCGAGAAGCCUAGUGUUCGAGUAAAGAUCACACCUAGAAAGCCUGGCGAAAAGGAAGAUGGCGACUAG